Molecule: messenger RNA, 504 nt
Organism: Candidozyma haemuli
Lineage: Eukaryota; Fungi; Ascomycota; Pichiomycetes; Serinales; Metschnikowiaceae
Exons: 1
Coding region: 1-504 (167 amino acids)
Source: RefSeq, a predicted model, not a curated record
AUGCCUUCCAGAAACGCAGUCAAUAAACCAAAAAACAAAAUACAUAGAGCCCAUCACGCUCAACAACUAGGCAAGAAAAGAGCAGCACGUGCCGCCACUGCUUUGCCUACCAGAUCAUCCCAUGGCAGAUACAACACCAAUACGGUGCCUAGACCAACAGAUUCCAAGGCAGUGGCUCUUUAUAACGGCGAAAUGCCAGCUCGUUCCACAGGAGUCACCACCAACAAAUUGACAGGCAAGAGAGCCAGAAAGAUCGAAAGAAACAGCAGGUACAUUGCUAAGAGAAACGAGCAGUUGAACAUUGAUCUCCAGGCCAAGCAGGAGAUGGAUGUGGAUAUGGCUGAUGGUGAAACGGUGGGCAAGAAAAACAAGCAUGAGAAGGAACCAACGCAGUUGGAGAAGGUGAAAACGGCGCUUUGGGCUGUUGUUGAAGACACAGACGCUGUGGGGAUGAAGUUGAAUGUCUCUGGCGAAGGCACCACGAUUGGAGUCCAGGCAUUUUGA